AGUAUUCAUUGUUAUUGAAACAAGUAAGCGAACGAGGCUCCAUUUGAUGUUAAACAGUUCAGCUGCUAUUUUCAUUGAUGAUUUUUCUGUCAUGUCGUCUAUAGCUAGUCAUUUUCCCCUGUAAUACCUCCUUUCAACUUCAGCCAUGGCGACUCUUGCACGGCCUGUAUACGACCUGCAAAUUAACCUUUUACCAGAGGAAAUCGUUGAGCGUAUUCUUUCUUACUUGUCGCCGUAUGACCAGCUGAAACAGGGUUCCUUGGUGUGCAAGUUGUGGCAUCGGUUGAUCCAAGGUGUCAUAAGACAGAAAUAUUAUAGUUUCCAGCAUGCUGUUCAGUCUGGUAGCCUCCAGUGGAGCAGCAGUGAGCCAAAUGACACGCCCCUCACAGCACGCUACUCCCACAGUGCAUGUUAUCUAGAUCGUGCUAUGUACGUAUUCGGUGGAUGCUCAUCUGCCAGUACAGCUUUUAAUGACAUGUGGAAGAUGGAUUUAGGGACUGGAGAGUGGAGCCGAGUUCUAGCGACAGGUAUGUAUCCGUCUCCAAAAGCCUGUGCCAGUAUGGUCUCUUACAAAGACACAUUGCUGUUAUUUGGAGGUUGGGCUCCUCCUGUACCAUAUCCUCUCCACCAAGCUCCAAGACUCUUCAAUGAGCUUCACAUGUACAUCCCAAGUGAGAAUAAAUGGUGUGCUAUCGUCACUACUCCCACUCCACCACCGGUUGCCAGUCACGCAGCCAGUGUUGUUGAAGACAAGAUGAUUAUAUUUGGUGGCUUAUGUGGCCAUCAGAGAUCAAAUGAUGUUUGGAUAUUAGACAUACAAGUCAUGUUAUGGGAAUUAGUCCAGAUUGAUGGCAUCAGACCAAGACCUCGUUUUGGACACUCACAGGUUGUUGUUAAUGACAGAUGUCUUCUUAUUCUUGGUGGCUGUGGUGGAGCUAAUAUGAUGUUUAAUGAUGCAUGGGUACUGCGAAUGGACACUGUGCCGUGGAUGUGGCAGGAGGUUGAUAUACUUAAUGAGGACUUUGCUGCACCACAACUAUGGUGUCACCCGGCGUGUAAGAUUGGUGAGCGUGUAGUUGUGUUCAGUAAAAGUAUGAAGAACAGAUCAAGCAUCCCUACCAUUCCACUAAAACCACAGCAUCAGCGAUCUCAUACGGGCAAUAAUUUUGUUCUACGGGCUAAUGCAUACAGACAUCAUUCCUCCCCUCCACGGGCCAAUGCUGCAAAUCACGAUUUUAGGAGACAACAUUCUCCACAGAGAGUCAAUAUGCCUUCUGAUGGACGUGAAUCGCCAGUACAUACCAGACAUGGCAGUCUCCGGCGCCGACCUGUUGUUAGGACUUUCUCAGACCCAGAAAAUAAUCUAUUAGAUUGGGAAAUGCCGAGUAGAACUGUUGCUAACUCUGAGAGUCGAGACUUUUCACCACAACGUACAUUGUCACGGAGAUGUAGUCUUGGCUCCACACCUGUGGAAGGAGCUAGUGCAUCUGGCAGUAGUAAUAGUUUCUCUAGAUGUGUGUCCAGCAGCUCGUCAUCGUCUUUUGGAUCGCCAGCCAGGACACGAAUCUUUAAACUUCGACAUUUGCGAUCCAGAAGUGACGCAAUGGACAAUACUGCAAGAAGUUUUAGCGAUUCAGUACUCCGACCACCAAGAGGUCGGUAUGAGGAUCGAGAUAGCAAUAAUGGUUCACCAACAAGGUCAUUAACUGUUGCUGAUGCUGCCGCCGCUGCUGCUGCCACUUUAAAUUCGCUUGGUGCCUGUUCGUUUAGAAAUGAACUUCCAGAUAACGAUAGAUUUGAUUCUCGAUCUAACUCUGGUAGGAGCUCCCCGUCGCUGCAGUUGAAUGGUGCUGUUGGUGGCAUUCCUGAAAAUGGACAUACUUCUCCCAGUCACAGAUCAGGGAGUCCUGGCCACCGUCAAAGCACCCAAACCUUUGGUUCACCUUGUCGUAAAAACUUUCGCACAAAUUCAGGGACUAAAUUCAACGCAUGGCCGAGAAAUACUAUGCAAAUGUAUGUACUGGACAUUUCAAAUGUUGCGAACAAUAGGUAUAUCGCUUGGCAACCAGUCAGGACACCUCUCUCGUCGCCGUCUGAUUCGUCAAACUGUCAGGUUGUCCGAAGUAACCGAUCAAGUCAACCCGGUUCUCCGUUGCAUCAACAAAUCCCAGGAAGCAGUGCAGGUCCUGUUAGGUUAUCUAAUAAUCAACCAAUCACCACAGCCGUUACAAACCAGCAUGGACCUCCUCCAGAGACUAGUUUGUAUUCGUUGGUGGUUGGCAGAGGAGAGUUGGUCAUGUUUGGUGGAAUGUUGGACGAUGUCACUAAAAUUACUCCUGAUUCGAAAGCUACUGCCACUAACGCAGUGUAUUUUGCAUUUUGAAAUUGUCUGUCUUCCAUAAUGCACACAUAACUGUAUUUUCCUAUGACGGGACCACAGAAUGACUAUUGUAUUAU
Saccoglossus kowalevskii is the source of this 2457-nucleotide messenger RNA. Its product is annotated as F-box only protein 42-like. Lineage: Eukaryota; Metazoa; Hemichordata; Enteropneusta; Harrimaniidae. The record is from RefSeq and is a predicted model, not a curated record.